Phlebotomus papatasi is the source of this 1499-nucleotide messenger RNA. RefSeq names its product serine--tRNA ligase, mitochondrial (gene SerRS-m). Gene Ontology annotation, molecular function: ATP binding; tRNA binding; serine-tRNA ligase activity. The record is from RefSeq and is a predicted model, not a curated record. Lineage: Eukaryota; Metazoa; Arthropoda; Insecta; Diptera; Psychodidae. Gene Ontology annotation, biological process: mitochondrial seryl-tRNA aminoacylation. The transcript has 3 exons. Bases 90 to 1367 code for a protein of 425 amino acids. Gene Ontology annotation, cellular component: mitochondrion.
AAAUUUUUGAGGUUAGAAUUCAAUUGUCAAAAUCAGCUGUUCAAAACAAAAAUAUUUUGAUUUUCGCCCCGAGUUCACGUGCUCUAAGCAUGAAGUGUGCAAAAAUCUGUGUUCAAUUGCAAGGUUUAUUGACCUUCCGACGGUGUCUGACCACAUCCCCAAAAAUCUCAGUUAAACUCAGUGAUAUAGUGCCUGAAUACAAUGUUUCCUACCUCCUCAAUCCAGCAAAUUCCCAGAAUAUUUCCGAUAACAUUGUGCGGAGAAAGGGAGUUGGAGACAUUCAGAAAGUUCAUCAUUUAGCCAGAAAACUCAGAGACAACCCAGAUGCUGCCACACAAAAAGAGCUCCAAGAAGAACUGGGAAAGAUCCCCAAUGACACUCAUCCCGAUGUCAUUGACUACGGAGAGGAACCCAAAGUGCUACAACUGGUCAAUGAGAAGAGAAAGUUCUCCUUCAAGCCGCAGCAAUUUGCAGAAAUCUGCCGGAAGAAUAAUCUCCUGCGAAUGGAGAAACUGGGAAAUUUUUCAGGACACAAGAGCUACUAUCUCUUGGGGGAUUUGGCUGAGUUGGAACAAGCCCUUCUUCACUACACUGUUGAUCAACUGUCUGCCCAUCAGUUUCAAUUAGUCUCAGUGCCAGACAUUGUUCCUGCCCAGGUGAUUGAGGGUUGUGGUUUUAGCACAAGUGGCGAAAGGAAUCAAGUGUACAAGCUCAGUGAACCUCCCUUUUGCCUCUCAGGAACUGCAGAAAUGGCCCUGGCAGCAUACUUUGCUGGAGAGAUUUUACCAGAAGAAAUCCUUCCAGUUAAAGUAAUGGCUGUGUCCAGGUGCUAUCGUGCAGAAGUGUCAGGGUUGCAGGAAGAGCGAGGAAUUUACAGAGUUCAUCAAUUCAGCAAAGUGGAAAUGUUUGGAGUGGCUGAACCCGGAAAAUCUGAUCAGCUUCUUGAAGAAUUUAAAAACAUUCAAGUGGAUCUGUUCAGGAGACUAGGACUUCAUUUUCAAAUUCUCGAUAUGCCUCCGAUGGAACUUGGAGCUCCGGCUUAUCGAAAAUACGAUAUUGAGGCAUUUCUUGAGGGUCGGGGAGCGUAUGGAGAAAUUUCCAGUUGCAGCAAUUGCACGGAUUUUCAGGCUCGUCGUUUGGGUAUCAAGACGGCAUCAGGGAAAUUUGCCCAUACUGUCAAUGGCACAGCUUGUGCAGUUCCUCGAAUGCUCAUAGCUAUUUUAGAGGCUUUCCAGAAUCCCGAUGGCACGAUUUCUGUUCCAGGUUCUCUUCAACCUUACCUGACUUUCGAUAAAAUCACUCGCCGGAAAGCCAUUCCUCAAACGAAGCUGGUGAAGAAGAUAGAAAAUCCUGGGUUUGCAGCAUAGAGAUAAGAUCAAUGGCAAUUCUCGAUAUUUUUAUUGAAAAAAAAAUGAUAGAAAUAAUAAAGAGAAUUGAUUGUUAGUGAUCCAUGAAAAGUAAAACUCAUUAUGAAAUAAAUCUUGUCAUUAUAAAAAAAA